AUGGCGAGGAAAUCUCUUCAGCGCGUCAGCUAUGGUGGUCGUGACGGUGUGAUAUGCAGCUGGGACUUGCACGUCAACUCCCGUUCGCGAAUCCCUUCGCCGGAUCUCUCCUUGGCUUCUUCCGAUGACCCCUCCGGCCCGCCCUCAAGCUCCGGCACCGAUACCGUGCAACCAACUACUUUCCGACGCCAGGUCCAAGCCCAUACCCAUUGGAUCAAUGAUAUUCUCCUGGCUCGAAACAACUCUGCACUGGUAUCCGGGUCGUCAGACAGCACGGUCAGGUUAUGGCGCCAAGACUCGGAAGACUUGAAGAUACCCGUAUCCCUCGGUAGACAUAGCGACUACGUCAAAUGCCUGGCUUCUCCCCGACACCAUGCUGACUGGGUUGCAUCGGGUGGGUUGGAUCAUAAAAUCUACGUAUGGGAUCUGAACGGCGGUGGAGAGAAGUUAAAGAUUGACGUUUCUGGAAAUGGCAGGACACAAAAGGGUUCGGUGUACGCUCUAGCCUCCAAGAAGUCGAUCUUAGCUAGUGGAGGGCCUGAUAGCGCAGUUCGCGUCUGGGACUCCAAUUCUGGAAACCUGGUGACUACUUUUGUUGGGCAUACUGACAACGUUCGGGGUAUUUUGAUCAACGAGGAUGCAAAUACUAUCAUUACGGCGUCCUCUGAUCAAACUAUCAAAGUAUGGUCGAUCACAGCAGGGAGAUGCAUGCAUACUCUGACGAUGCAUAACGAGAGCGUCUGGUCGCUGUAUUCAGACCACCCUCAGCUCUCUGUAUUUUACUCGAGUGAUAGGGCUGGCGUAGUGGCCAAGACGGACACUAGAUACUCUGCCGAUGUCGAUCAAGGCGUCUGUGUUGCUGCUCUACAAGAAAAUGAAGGAGUAUUCAAAGUUGUCGCUGCCAAUGACCAUAUCUGGACAGCUACACUCAAGUCCAGCAUCAAUCGUUGGAGCGAUGUCGAUACUACAGACAUUGGCUUGACGACCUCGUCUCAACAGGCACACCGGCCCAUAGGCAAUGUAGCUCCUCGACACAACGAAUCUCUAGAAACGGAGAAGCUAAAGGCCCCUUCCUCGUCGAUUUUAGUCCUAUCUAACACCUCACCAAGCGGCGAACCGGGAGUGUAUACCCCCGCCCAGAGCCAACCAAAGGAAACCGUUGAGGGUUUGAAUGGUCUCAUCAAGCAUAUGAUGCUAAACGAUAGAGUGCGUGCUCUUACUAAGGAUACAGCUGGUGAAGUCGUAUUAUGGGAUCUCCUCAAGUGCACUCCAGUAAAGUCGUUUGGGAAAGGCCACCUGGAUGACAUCGCUGCAAAAUUAAACACGGUGAAGUCAAUCGCGAAUUGGUGCACGUUGCAUACCCGGACAGGAAAGUUAUCAGUCAUUUUGGAACCUCACCGGUGCUUUGAUGGAGAAAUGUACGCGGAUGAAACAGACUUGACGGACAUAAGCCAAUUUAGAGAUGAUCAGAGAAUCAAUUUGGGAAAAUGGGUCCUUCGGAAUCUAUUUGCUGGCCUCAUUGAAGAAGAAAAACGGAGAGAUUCCGAAUAUCUGGCGUCACUAGUAGCCAAAUUGCACAAUUCGAUGCGUCUACAACGGACGGACGCUCCUAGUUCCAUUGAUAUUCCGCCUAUCGCAAUCUAUGCUUCCGAGCCAACCGCUCUCCCUGGUGCUCCUAUAAAGGGACCGCGGACCACCAAUGAGUUGCAUUCGACGGCCCUAACCCCAGGGAUGUCUAUUGGCAUUGCAACGCCUGCGCCACUUGUUACAUCUGCUCCGGAAAAUUCCCUUUCAAGCCCUACAAGUCAAUCAACAGAUCAGCAUCCAGGGACUAGGGUCGAUCGCCCCGGGAUCGAUGAUUACUUCUUGUCCAAACCAAACCGCCAAUCCGGGGACUCUUCAGCUUUGAACGCGAAAACACCGGCUGCGACUGAAGAAUCUAAUCUCGCUGAUUCAUCUCCUGCACUUUCGGCAGAGCCGGAUAAAGAAGAGAAGACAAAGCGCACCGGCUCUUUAUUUGGCAAAAAGUUUCAAAUGUUCCCCAAAAAACUAGGACGCACGUCUACAGAAACAAAGCCAAUAGCAGAGGAAAAGACCGAGGAAGCCUCAGUUAACUCCUCGGAGAAGGAGAAAGAUAAGGUGCCCGAUGAGACAUUUUACGGUGUUAUUGAGAGUCUUAGAGCCAAGGGGACCGUAUCUACUAUUGGACAAGACGCCGAUGAGCUAGAAAAGGUCGCACCAGCGUGGCUAGGACGACUCCUUCUAGAGAACCGAAUGGAGACUGAAAUAGUUAAAAUCACCUUUUCCGUCACGCCUUACAAAGGCCUGUUACCUGAGGCGAUUGAUCCGGAUGCAAAUAAUAACUCCCGUUUGAGCGCCAAUCGUAUGCUUCGCGGAAAGAAGAUUCUUGCCUAUGUUGCAGAGCGUAUUGACCCCGAGUAUUCGCCCGACAGCAAAGAUGAAAACCAGCUGAAGCCAGAAGAGUAUCUAGAACUAUACUGCCAAAAUACAUUAAUACCUCCUGAAAUGACUCUUUUAACAAUGCGCACACACAUCUGGCGCGCGGGCGGCGAUAUGAUCCUUUACUACAAGGCCAAUGGCAAACGCAUAAUCCCCCCUCGUCAGGAAAAGAAGUCUACCAAUAACAACAACACGACCACGUCGGGAACAGAUGGAGAUGUCCAAGGACGUGAAAGCAAAACUAGUGCAGAUCUGAAGCGCCCUGCCAGUACGGCCUCGGCAGGGAAUAGCAACCUUGCUGCGAAUAAGGACGGAGGCUCGACGCCAGCAACCAGUCAUUCACGAGCUCCCUCAAAUGAGCAACUAAUAUGA
This is a messenger RNA of Uncinocarpus reesii 1704, 2832 nucleotides long. RefSeq lists its product as uncharacterized. Gene Ontology annotation, molecular function: ubiquitin binding. The transcript has 8 exons. The coding region runs from base 1 to 2832 and encodes 943 amino acids. Lineage: Eukaryota; Fungi; Ascomycota; Eurotiomycetes; Onygenales; Onygenaceae. Gene Ontology annotation, biological process: double-strand break repair via homologous recombination; protein deubiquitination. The record is from RefSeq and is a predicted model, not a curated record.